Molecule: messenger RNA, 3536 nt
Organism: Thalassophryne amazonica
Lineage: Eukaryota; Metazoa; Chordata; Actinopteri; Batrachoidiformes; Batrachoididae
Product: SERTA domain-containing protein 4-like
Exons: 3
Coding region: 443-1561 (372 amino acids)
Cellular component (GO): nucleus
Source: RefSeq, a predicted model, not a curated record
UAGUAACAUACUAUGCCAGUAUGCUAACCAUAUGAAAGGGAGUAUAGAGGCAUCCUAAAUCUAGACUUGGAAGUCUCCACACAGUGACUGUUUUAUUGAAGCAGGGAGAUCAUUCCAUAGGUGCAUGAUAAGAGAAGGCUCUGUGGCCUGCAGACUUUUUAUUCACCAUAGGGACACAAAGGUCCAUGCUUCUUUUCCAGCCAGUGCAAUAAAUACUGGCUAAUUUUUGUGUAAUCCUGCCAACCACCAAACCAAUCUGAGUGAUGAUACAAACACCUUGUCACAGGUAAUCAUUUAACUUAUAUAACUCAGCUAACUUUAUCAACCUUUUGGAGGUUUGAUGAUAAAAUUGUGACUGAAGCAGUGAUGGACCAACCUUGCCUUUCAGGUGAUUGUUUGGACUUUGUUUUUCUUGGUUUGCAGAUCUGAAUCAGCGCAAGAGAUGACCCUUGUUUUGUCCAUGAAUCCAUUCUUGGACCCAGAGGGAGACCCUCCGCUCUCUGCCUAUCAGACCAUAUGGGAACUGGAGCACUGCACUAAGAUCUGCCUGUCCAGCUCCGACCCACCACACACCUCUGAAUUGCAGUUUACACAAAAACCACACUGUAUACGAGUUCCUGAUAAUGUUUCGCUGUCACGGAUUGCGUACUUCAAGAGGAAGUUUGUCGAUGAUGACGAUGACCCUCGCUUCAGUAUCAGGAGUUACUGUCAGACUGUUGCACCCGUUUUGGAAGAGCGUACCCAUGUGCUGCGCCUAUCCCUGGAGAAGAUGCAAUUCAUAGAUGACCCUGAGACCUUUCUCAGACGUUCUGUCCUUGUUAACAAUCUUCUUCGGCGUCUCCGAGCUGAGAUCCUGCUCCAGAGUGCUGAUUGGUGCUUCCCACCCAACCUAGCAUUCACCAGCAACUGUGUCCUGCCAUCCAGCACAAGCCCUGGUCACCAAGGAUUCCACAGGGCAGUUCCCUCCCGGAUCUGUUUACUGCCCCAACCGGGGCCACCUUUCCGUAAGCGCUUUCGAAUGGUCCGUGGAGAUCAAGGGGAGCUUCGGCCUGACUGUUCUCAGAGAUGUUGCUGCAUCUAUGCAGCUGCAGGACAUUACCUCCACCUGCCGUUUUCAAUGUAUGAUGCAGCAAUUUCUUCCUGCACAUCAACGCCACACUCCUCCCCCUUGUUCCAUCUAACUAACCACAGUAAAUUGGGAUUGACAGUCUCCAUAGAAGAGCAUGAUGACGAGGAUGAAGAUGGUGAGGAGGAGGAGAAUGAAGAAGAUGACGAAAAGGAAGAAAAUGAAGAUGAUGAUGAAAGAAGAAUGGCUGGAUCUUCCCUUUAUGUGUGUAGGGAAAAAUUUAACUGGAAAAGUAGGACUCGGACCUUGCCUGACCAGAAGCCGGAAGACAUGACAAAGGAGGACUGUUGUGUGGUGGACAGGGUGGAGGAAGAAGAGAAUGGAGAGGAAGAGGAAGAGGAGCAAACUAUAAAACCUUGUCUUUGGGACUCUACGGUUACACAAAGACAGCUGCCCAAGGCCAGCAUGUGUCACCACAGGGAUCACAGACAGUGAUUGUUUGAGAAUUUUGUUACAUUUGAAGUUGUUUUGAGAGUUAAUGUCAAGAAUAAUUCUCCUUAGACAUGAAACCCCUAAAGUACAGAAUCUGCAGCGUAGAAUUGAAAAUGGAACAUUGCUGGCCACUUUUAGCACUGAAAUGUCUCAAUUAAGACAUGAGCUUAUAAUGUCGCAGUAAAAUGCAUCCUUCAUUAUUGUGUAUGUCGUGUGUAGUACUAGUCUUGUACAUUACUACACAAUGAUGUGCACCACGUUAAAUGUUCAUAUUUGUUUAAAGUUUGCCUGAAUGACACUGAUGAUUGUGCCCACAGAAAAUGUUGCAAGGAAGUGACUAUUCUCAAAAAACUAGUAGUUUAGCGUUCCCACAAUUGUUCACACAUCACAGUUAACAGCAUCAUAAAAUGGCAGCCUUCAGAUGUAGCUACCAAGUUUGUUCAGCUGCUCUCACACCUGCCCAAGUUUGGCACCAUUUUGUGCCGUAACUGAGCAAACUACAAUUCAACAUACUUGGACUGAUUUCCCCAAGCAGCUCUCUCUUGGCUUUGUUUGGUGCAGAGUCCUCUCAACCAGGCACACUGCUUGGCAAUAAUCUGGAGAAAUCUUUUUUUUUUUUCUGCUUUAACUUUGUGGGCAUCCUGUCACUAUGGCGCCAUGUGUCCUUAGUUCAGGAUGACACAGGGCAGGCUCUGCGCAAUUAGAUUUAACACCAUUUAAAGUUGGUGUACACUUUGUCCUCCACUCGUGAUAUCUUGGGGUAGUUUUUUUGUGUGUUGAUGUGAAAACUGGUUGUGGAAUUGCACCAAUUCUGCACCGUGCUGAGUGGCUGAGUUAACUUGGAAGAUGAACCAGAGGUCGGCUGAGUGCAAUAGGGCUGUGAAUUUAUGAAACUUGAAACAUGUUCAAAGCCGGCAUGAGUUUAUCCAAUCUUUCCCAAGUUGUGCUGAUCUAUGCUGAGCAGCAUAGAUUAGCAGCAUAGCUUCCCUCCGGGACGCACAUAACUGUGCCAAGGCACUGCUCGGAAAAAAAAAAACUCAGCAUCAGAUUUGGCCAGGAGUAAUUGUUGCAUUAGGAAACAGCAUUUAAUAAUCUGGACUGAGAGCAGCUAAUGCACUUUAGCUAAUGCUCAGAUGCAUGCAGAAUUACAAGUGUAUUAUGGUCCCACUGAGACUGAGAAUUUGCUCUUGCAUGAGUGAAGUUGUUUUGCUAUGAUGUGAACGCAUAUUGAGGUUGCAUGUGUUGUGAUCUUAAGACACUAAAGUUCCCUGUUGCACUGUCUGUAAGACCAUUUUCAAACCUCUUAAGCACAAAACUGAAGGUACCAAAUAACACUGGUUUGAGGUCUUAUUUUCAGGACCCUAAACUAUCGUUUGAAAGGAAGGAUUCAGCACAUACUCCUGAGGGUGUGCUUAUGGGUGCAUAUUAAAGCUAAACUGUAACAGUUGCUUUUCCAUUGGUAGACAUGAUGUGUGCCUGUCGAGUUUGGUCACAGACAAACAAUGUCCAGUAUAAAUAGUGGUUUAAAAAAAAAAAAAAAAAUCCAUCUAUUAUUUUUACAUCCUGUAUCAGGCAACUGAGAGUGAUUGUGCUGCAGCAGCCUGGUGGCAGAAUAUGUAUUGUUGAAAUUAUUUUAACUGACAACAAUCAUAAAUGUUUAAUUGUUAAAAUUCAGUUUCUGCUAAGAAACUGUUAAGUGCCUUGGUGAUUUUACAAAUAUAGGAUAUUGUGUGUUAAUAUAAUUGUGCUUGUUGCUAUUUUUCAUUCCGAAUUGGUAUAUUUCAGGAAAGCAAGACAUAGGCAUACAAAAAAAGGGGAUUCCUUAAAGGGGACAUAUUUGUACAUCUUUGGUUUUAUAAUUACGGUGCAUUCAGAUAGUAUUCACAGCGCUUCACUUUUUCCACAUUUUAUGUUACAGCCUUAUUCCAUUUAAUUAUUUUAAUUUUUUUCUUCAAAAUUCUACACACAAUACACCACA